This is a messenger RNA of Aspergillus steynii IBT 23096, 1641 nucleotides long. It is a transcript of the gene amcA, whose product is annotated as putative mitochondrial ornithine carrier protein AmcA/Ort1. The transcript is spliced from 2 exons. The record is from RefSeq and is a predicted model, not a curated record. NCBI's taxonomy places the organism in Eukaryota, Fungi, Ascomycota, Eurotiomycetes, Eurotiales, Aspergillaceae. The coding region runs from base 369 to 1358 and encodes 329 amino acids. Gene Ontology annotation, biological process: mitochondrial L-ornithine transmembrane transport. Gene Ontology annotation, molecular function: L-ornithine transmembrane transporter activity.
CUAGGUCCUCCCCUUCUCCCGGUCCUCGACCAUUGGGAACUUACUCCGUGCAAGCGAUUGAUUGUUCUUGUAUUAUUGAGUUCACCGCGCGUGGAUACCUGACAAACCCCUUGUCAGCUCACCGCCCCUCCCCCCAAGGCAUUCCCGCCUUAAAAAGACUUCCACCUCCUUCCCUCCGACAACGCACUGGAUCGAUACAAUGCUCUACCGAUAGACUCCAAAUUCCUUUCUUUUAUUCCCCCCCCCCUCUUUUCCCUUUUCCUUCUUCUUCUUCCUUUCGCUCUCCUCGUCUUUGUUUCUUGGUUUGUCUCUCUACCUUUUUCACGUCCUAGAUCCACCCAUCACCAGUUUGGAUACUCUCGGCCUCGAUGGCGACUACUGAACAUGCGAUAGCACUCAGUAAUGACAUGUCGAUGGAGCUCCCAACACUUCCCCCUAAUCAGGGGCUUGAGGCUCUGAAGGACGUGCUAUUUGGCUCGGCCGCCGGCAUGGCGGGCAAGGUCAUAGAGUACCCUUUCGACACGGUCAAAGUACGGCUUCAGUCACAACCGGAUCAUCUUCCCCUGCGAUACAAUGGCCCGCUGGAUUGUUUCCGUCAAUCUUUUCAAGCCGAUGGGUUUCGGGGACUAUAUCGGGGUAUAAGUGCCCCCAUGGCGGGGGCGGCCAUCGAAAACAGCUGUCUCUUUUGGAGCUACCGCAUCAUUCAAGACGUACUCAAGGCAACCUGUUACAGCUCGACGGACCCGCUGCCUUUCUCCGCCCUGUUACUCAGUGGAGCCGCGUCGGGCUCCAUCACCUCGCUUGUGCUUACUCCGGUUGAACUCAUCAAAUGUAAGAUGCAGGUUCCUGUGGAGAGCACUGGCGGCCCAGCCCCUAGGCCGCUCACCUUGAUUGCGUCUAUAUUCCGUCAAGACGGCAUCUUGGGGUUCUGGCGCGGGCAGAUGGGGACCCUCAUUCGCGAAACGGGCGGGGGCGCCGCCUGGUUUGGUGGCUACGAAGGAGUGUCUGCACUGUUCCGAGCAUACGCGGUGCCACCCUCGAAAGGCGAAUCGUCCGAACCGGAUCAGGCGCGCCUUCCCCUAUAUCAGCAAAUGAUCGCAGGUGCAGCGGCGGGGAUCAGCUAUAACUUCUUGUUCUACCCGGCCGAUACAAUUAAGUCCCGCAUGCAAACGGAGGACAUCACCCAUUCCACGGUCAAUGGGAAGCGGCAAACCUUCUGGGGGGCUGCCAGGUCCCUUUGGAAUCAGCAGGGGCUUCGAGCCCUGUAUCGAGGCUGUGGGAUAACUUGCGCGCGAUCGGCACCAAGCUCGGCAUUCAUUUUCACGAUUUACGAAGGCUUACGGAACUAUUUCGGAUGAUUUUCUCUCUGCACGUAUCUUUCUCUCCGGUUCCCAUCGGCCUUUCUCCCGUCUCUCUUUCUCUUUGCUUCGUUUCGUUGGCUAGAAGAUACCUAUUGUUUUGCUUUCAAUUAUAGACGUUGCUUUUUUGUUUUCCUUGAUUGAUUGCCACACCAUGUUUUCGGCAUCGGUUGCGUAGAGGCCUGGUCUGUUGUUGUUGUCGUCGUUGCCGGAGGAGUCCGCCUUUGCGAUGCGGGGGGGGGGAAGCAUUGGGCGGGCGAAUCAUCCACUGUACUUCCCCCUC